AUGGCCAGUGCACAGUCUUCACUACUCAACUCCCUAGUCUCCAGCCCAGACCCAGGCAGCAAUGAAGUGGAGCUGGACUGCUGGUUUGAUGAGGAGUUUAAGUUCAUCCUGCUGCCUGUGAGCUAUACAGUUGUCUUCGUACUGGGCCUGGGCCUGAAUGCCCCAACCCUCUGGCUCUUCCUCUUCCGCCUCCGACCCUGGGAUGCAACAGCCACCUACAUGUUCCACUUGGCAUUGUCGGACACCUUGUAUGUGCUGUCACUGCCCACCCUCAUCUAUUAUUAUGCAGCCCACAACCACUGGCCCUUUGGCACUGGGCUCUGCAAGUUUGUCCGUUUUCUCUUCUAUUGGAAUCUAUACUGUAGUGUCCUUUUCCUCACCUGCAUCAGUGUGCAUCGCUAUCUGGGUAUUUGCCAUCCACUGCGGGCACUACGCUGGGGCCGCCCACACUUUGCGGGCCUUCUCUGCCUGACAGUUUGGUUGGUUGUAGCUGGCUGCCUCCUGCCUAACCUGUUCUUUGUCACAACCAGCACCAAAGGAGCCACCAUCCUGUGUCAUGACACCACUCGGCCUGAGGAGUUUGACCAUUAUGUGCACUUUAGCUCGGUAAUCAUGGGGUUGCUCUUUGGCGUGCCCUGCUUGGUCACUCUGGUCUGCUAUGGACUCAUGGCUCGGCGCCUGUUUCAGCCCCUGCCAGGAGCUACCCAGUCAUCUUCUCGUCUCCGUUCUCUUCGUACCAUCGCUGUGGUGCUGACUGUGUUUGCUCUCUGCUUCGUACCUUUCCAUAUCACCCGCACCAUUUAUUACAUGGCAAGGCUGUUGGAAGUUGACUGCCAGGUAUUGAACAUUGUCAACGUGGUCUACAAAGUGACUCGGCCCCUGGCCAGUGCCAACAGCUGCCUGGAUCCUGUGCUCUACCUGCUUACUGGCGACAAGUAUCGACGUCAGCUCCAGCAGCUCUGCAGUAGUAGGGCGGCCCAGCCUCCCACAGCUGCCUCCUCACUGGCACUUAUCUCCAUGCCUGAGGAUAGCUGAUGCAUGUGGGGAGCAAUCUCCCAGAACAGUGUCUGCCCUACUCCUAGGGAAGAUAAAUUGUAA
This is a messenger RNA of Orycteropus afer afer, 1098 nucleotides long. It is a transcript of the gene P2RY4, whose product is annotated as pyrimidinergic receptor P2Y4. NCBI's taxonomy places the organism in Eukaryota, Metazoa, Chordata, Mammalia, Tubulidentata, Orycteropodidae. Gene Ontology annotation, molecular function: G protein-coupled UTP receptor activity; G protein-coupled purinergic nucleotide receptor activity. Gene Ontology annotation, biological process: G protein-coupled receptor signaling pathway; transepithelial chloride transport. Gene Ontology annotation, cellular component: plasma membrane. The record is from RefSeq and is a predicted model, not a curated record.